Molecule: messenger RNA, 2131 nt
Organism: Exophiala viscosa
Lineage: Eukaryota; Fungi; Ascomycota; Eurotiomycetes; Chaetothyriales; Herpotrichiellaceae
Product: Alpha/Beta hydrolase protein
Exons: 1
Coding region: 416-2044 (542 amino acids)
Biological process (GO): lipid metabolic process
Source: RefSeq, a predicted model, not a curated record
UCCAUGCCUUGCAGUUACCCUGCGCCGAGGAAAAUCGAAUGUAGCAGGGGUGUCCAGAUUAGGUCAAUAUGAUCAAUCGGUCGGACUUCGAUAUGCAGGCCUGCUGCGCCCGACCCUAGUCGAUACCCGACCACACGUCACGAUUGGAUCCUCAAUCGUGGCGCAAGCAUCGAAGCGCCGAUGUCCCGAGUGGGUUACAGAUCAUAAUAGAACGUCGACAUCAGGCGACAAGGCAAACUCGGGAACAAGUACUGGUCUUCGAAAGGUUUGUGAACCAUUUUCAAGUGUUUCAACCCGUCACCUUCUGAGCAAGCUUACAUCGAAGGGGAGGACAGUAUGCGAAAGCUCCGUCUUCGUUGAUAUGAGAUAGGCACCUCCCAUCCGCAGUUGACAAAGCCCGCACACUGGUGGUACAAUGCCCUUCCUCUUCAAUGGAGCGAUAAAGCGUCGAAAGGAUGCGGCUGCCACAAACGCCUGGUCACCCGAGCCUUCCUCCAGCCCUCCAUCUUACCCUUUCAAUGCCAUAACUGCUCUUGGUCACCAGCCCCAAUGGACUCCGCAGGCUGACCCUCACAGCGCGUUGCUGCCGGCCUACACGGCCGCGAGCCUCCCUGUCCGAAACCAUGAGAUAUACCCGGACAACAGACUUGAGGCGUUACAGCCUCACCAUACCUGGUCGCAUCCUCAAACAUCACAUUUCACACUUUCGACAUCAUCAAGAGCGGACUUGCACGCAAGGAUCGAAGACAAAUUGGGCGAUGUCAUCUCUCUGAUCGACGAGGAAGCCUUUAAUGGUUCGGAGCGAGAUCUUGAAAUCCUCCUACCGGAGUCUCCCGCUCCCGAGUACAGCGAGAUAUAUUCCCCCGAACGAGACAUUCACAAGACAAACGCAAGGCAGCAAGACGCUCGGUCUAAGCCCAAGAAAUCAGGGCAGGACAAACACGUCAACGUUUUCUCCAAGACCGACCUGUACAUGAACUCUCGAUUACCGGCCACGCUCCCACCUCUUCGCGUAUACAUCCCAACCUACCCACUCCUGUGCCUUGCAGCACAGUACUCAGCCAGCGCAUAUUUGCCCCCUAAAUCCCCUUCGGAACGCAAAGAUUUCGUUUCCGCGGACAAUCGCCAAUCCACCAAAGCCAUGCUGAUCAAGUCGAUUCCAUGUGACGAUAAGAAGACCAUCGUUUUCGCCAUCCGAGGGACCAGCAUGCUCAGUCUCCGCGAUUGGGGCGUGAAUUUCAGUACCGAUGCCGUGUCUCCUGCUGGGUUCCUCGACGAUCAAGGCAACCUUUGUCACUCUGGCUUCCUGAAGGUCGCAAAAGCAAUGGUCAAACCCAUUGCGGCCAGACUGCGGCAACUCUUGGAAGAAAAUCCAAACCGCUCAAGCUGUUCGCUCCUCAUGACUGGACACAGCGCUGGUGGAGCGGUGGCGAGCCUUCUAUAUACUCAUAUGCUUGCCUCGACUGUCCAGUCCGACCUCAAUAUCCUGACGGGAUGCUUUAAGCGAGUUCACUGUGUAACGUUUGGCGCUCCACCUAUCAGUCUCUUGCCCUUGCAGAAACCCGACCACGCUGACGGACGACUUCGGAAAUGUCUGUUCCACUCGUUUAUCAACGAGGGCGACCCAGUCGCCCGUGCGGAAAGGGCGUAUGUCCGGAGUCUCGUUGAUCUGCUUUCCAAGCCUGUACCGUCUAUGCCAGUGGGCAAAGACACGACGUCACCGCUGACGACGCUGGGCGCGUCGAAGUCAAGGCUUGAUCUUUCGCUUCCCAAGAUAUGUUCAAAGCCAAAGAAGACGCUCGUUCCAACACGGAGUCUAUGGUGGCCAGUCCCGCCCGCCACGUUCUCAAAUGCUGGGCGGUUGGUUGUCUUGCGGGUACCGGACGCUGGCACGGAAAAUAAUGUGACAGCUUCUGUCGUUACAGACGAGCAGUUGCGGCAGGUGAUGUUUGGCGAUCCUGUAGCGCAUUCGAUGGACCUGUACGCCAGUAGGAUCGAAACACUGGCUGUUCGAGCCGUGACUGGUAGGGCGGGAGCGUGUUGACUAUGAAGACGACAACAACGACAAUAGAUGAUAAUGAUCAAGACAUGUAUUCAUACACGGAGGUAUAGUUCACAGUACAGUUUACAA